GCGGGAAAACUCGACGACGACUCACUCAUGUCACACACCACAACACCAAAACAACUCUCGCUCGGCAAGUGUCAGAUCGUCUGAAUUCCUUAGGGCGGUCAAGAGGAAAGAACGACAAAAAUUGUUUGCAAACAAACUAAUGAAUUUGUUUAAAAAACAAUCGUCCGUCCAUAACAGGCACUUCGAGUGGUACAGGGCUUCUGCGUGAACUUCUACCGCAGAAUGGGUAUCCCCUAGGUGGGUGAAAUAUUCACUGCUGCUGGUCAGGCUUUUAGUCGCUUAGGAGAUUUAACUAUGCAAUUACAUCCAAAUGCAGAAUCACCAGCGGGAAAAUGGACUGAUGAAGAAAUUGAUAUGCUGCAUGCAUCAAUAAUACGAUUCUCAGAUGAUUUAAAUAAAAUCAGUUUAAGCAUAAAAAAUAGGACAGUGACUCAAAUCAGACAGGCAUUAAAGAAGAAAGCUUUUGAAGAUGCCGGUAUACCAGCGAAACAAGUACCAAUGCAACAGGUUCAGCAUGUGGUACAAACGGUGCAGCAAAUUCCGCAAACAACGACGGUAACGCACCAACAUCAGUCACAACAGCAACAACAACAGCAGCAGCCGCAAACAUUGCAGAUACAGCAGCCAACACAUCAGAUUUUGAAACAACAUAUUGUACAGCAGCAACAUCAGCCAUCGCAGCAGCAACAACAACAGCAGCAGCAAACUGUAAUUGCCACGGGAGUCUUAAAUGCACAGCAAACAUCUCAGCACCAUCAGACCCAGCAACAGCAGCAUCAUCAAACGACAACGCAGCCCCAAACGGUGCACAUACAAAAUAUACAACAUAUUGUACCUUUACAACAAUUAUUACAACAGCAACAACAAUCAUCAACAACCUCAACACCUACACAAAUCCUUCAAACAGCCCCUAAACAAAUUAUAAUUCAAGCAUCGCCACACAGUGCAACCUCACUUGGAGGUAGUGGUGGAGGUGGUGGGGCAAGUGGUGCAGCCGCCAGUAUUGUGACCUUGAAUAAUGUAACAACAGCAAGUUCACCCCAAUUGACCCAGCCACAAAUUGUUCACUUGCAGCCGCAACAAUUUCAGCAAUUACAACAAGCUCAAGCGCAACAUCAACAACAACAGCAGCAAACACAUAUUUUGCAACCCACCCAUGCGAGUAUUGCGCCAACUAGUGUAACGCUACAGCAGUUCCAGCAAAUACAAGCCUCCAAAGGUAUUCUAACUGUGCAACAGCAUCCCCAGCAGCAACAACAAGCGGCAACGGUGGUCACAUCUACAGGCAUUACACUUAACAAUGCUGCAGCAACAACAAAUGUGCUGGCAUCGACCCCAUCUUCAGCAGCCACAUCAUUGAACACAAACUUAACCAAUGCAUUAUCUACCCCGCCUACAGCUUCGACGGUAACAGUAACCGAGAAUAUUGUUUUACAACAACCCACUAACAGCACAGGCGGUGGGGCCCAAAUGGUAGGCGGUACAAUUUCAUUGUCCUCGGGCCACAACGCUGCCGUUACCACCAAUGCAAUAUCCCCAACGGUUACCAACAAUUUGGUAAGCAACUCUACAAAUGCGGCAUUGGUAACGCAGUCAACCACAAUAGUAUCGCCUGGAUCAACAUCUGUUGUUCCCAGCCCAACUACCACCAUGGCUGUAGCAACCACAGGAACCAGUGUGGCCCUGAAGUCAUCCGGUCCCGAUGUUACGAUGACCUUGAAUCGCAUUAAUACCGCGGAACAUGAAGUUGAUGUUGAAGAGUGUUUGCCCGGAGAUGUCGUUAAGUUGGACUUUGCCGGCGAAGAAGUGGCCGGGUGAAAUUAUACUUCAAAAAGUAUACGGGCGUUACAACGAGGAUCAACAACGUCGCCGCUACCAUCAACCCUAGCAUUAACAUCCACAGUCAGUACAUCAACGCUUCAACAAUCACCGCCAACAUCAGUAGUAUCAUCCCAUCAGCAACAACAACAGCAGCAGCAGCGACUUUGUUUAGAUCAACAGCCAGAACGUCAUUUAUCUUCAACUGUGGAUAAUUUAGAAUUAGCCAAUGUUAUGCAGCAUAACGUUGUAGUUACAGAUAUCGAAGAAGGAGAAGAAGUAAUAACCGGCACCAAUUGUCAUGCCACAGAUGUUAUCGAAGAAGAUUUCUACUUUUGAAAAGAAAAAAUUCCACCCUCCUCCUUCCUCCUAGUUGUCAUUGAAAUAUUACUUCCCCACAAAGAAAAUCUGCUUCCCAUUAUUUUUCAAAAAAAAAAAGUAACCAAAACAAAACAAUUUAUCACUGUUAAUAUUUUAUAAAAUUAUUCUCAUAAAGUAUGUGUACUUUUAAUCGAGGUGAAGAAACAAAAACAAAUUACAACAGAUAAUUCGUUUUUCCAAAAAAAUACUUGGUUUCCCCCUUUUAAAAUAAAAUAGGUUUUCAUUUUUGAACAUUUGAA
Musca domestica (house fly) is the source of this 2438-nucleotide messenger RNA. RefSeq lists its product as uncharacterized. Gene Ontology annotation, cellular component: MLL1 complex; NURF complex. The coding region runs from base 295 to 1818 and encodes 507 amino acids. NCBI's taxonomy places the organism in Eukaryota, Metazoa, Arthropoda, Insecta, Diptera, Muscidae. The record is from RefSeq and is a predicted model, not a curated record. The transcript has 4 exons.